Molecule: messenger RNA, 8402 nt
Organism: Sapajus apella (tufted capuchin)
Lineage: Eukaryota; Metazoa; Chordata; Mammalia; Primates; Cebidae
Gene: PRELID2
Product: PRELI domain containing 2
Exons: 8
Coding region: 120-689 (189 amino acids)
Biological process (GO): phospholipid transport
Cellular component (GO): mitochondrial intermembrane space
Molecular function (GO): phosphatidic acid transfer activity
Source: RefSeq, a predicted model, not a curated record
GGAAAAGGCUACGCCCCUGUGGCUGUCCGAGUGUGGGCGCCUAGGGGCCUCGGCGGAGCCCGAGGCAGCCCUGCGCUCGCGGAGGCGUGGCCGGCGCGCGGGGCCCGGGGCGCGCGGGGAUGGGGGUCACGGUGGACGUGCACCAGGUGUACAAGUACCCCUUCGAGCAGGUGGUCGCCAGCUUUCUCCGAAAGUACCCGAACCCCAUGGAUAAAAAUGUCAUCUCUGUAAAAAUCAUGGAGGAAAAAAGAGAUGAAUCAACAGGGAUCAUCUACAGAAAGAGGAUUGCAAUCUGUCAGAAUGUGGUUCCAGAAAUAUUAAGGAAGUCCUUAAGCACUCUGGUGAUUCUUUAUUGGAAAAAGGUGAGCAUUUUGAAAGUACCUAAUAUCCAAUUAGAAGAGGAGUCAUGGCUCAAUCAUCAGGAAAGAAACAUGGCUAUACGGAGUCACUGCCUUACAUGGACACAGUAUGCAUCCAUGAAGGAAGAGUCUGUCUUCCGGGAAAGUAUGGAAAACCCAAAUUGGACAGAGUUCAUUCAAAGAGGCAGAAUUUCAAUCACAGGAGCUGGAUUUCUCAACUGCAUUCUAGAAACUUUUGCCAGCACAUUCUUAAGACAGGGAGCCCAGAAGGGAAUUAGAAUCAUGGAGAUGCUGCUAAAGGAACAGUGUGGUGCCCCCUUAGCAGAAUAAAGAAUCAUCACAUUCUCAGCACAGCGUUCCAGACAGCUAUUACCAGUGAUUUGUCUAUUCUUGCUCACAUUGAAAUCUACCUGCUCUUCCAGACCUUUCAGUAAGUAGUUGAUAUGAAUGCCAUAAUGGAACUGAAACUCUCUUGUGUUGACUCUUGCUUUAGAUUCUUGGGUUGUACUGUAGAGUUAAAACUCUUCUUUUUUAACUUGUAGAAGUAAAUAGGUGAGUGUUUGCUGAGCAGAAAAAAAUAUUUCGAGUGAAAUCUCAGUCUCUAAGAGAGACUGCAACUUUCCUUCUUCUCUCGAUGCAAGCAACAGCACUAGUCCAGCAACUAAAACAAAAUUGAUGGAUUCCAUGUGGGCCAGUGUCUAGCUCAAGCUACUUUUAAUGGGAUAGGAAGCAUGUACAUUUCCUUGAGGUCACAACUUUAAAUCUGACCUGUGGCGAUAAGAACCACCUUCUGACAGCUCCUUGGCAGCUGCUGUGAAAUGAGAUAUGGAUCUUAGGACCAUUUCUUGUAGCAUGAGUCCACUUCAGCAAAGCCAUGCUGGAGUUACUGCUGGAGAGGGAGUGCUAAACUGAAGGGAAAAGGUAUAAAUGGAGACAGGCUGCUCUGUCUACCUGUCAAAGUGGUUUUGCCAGAGCCACCUUGAAGCCCAUUGGGUUAAAGGCUACAGUGACAGCUUUCACUGGAGAAGGGAUGAUAUUGGGCAGUGGGGGGUGCAUUCCUUUGCUGACUCAAAGAGUUAGAUUAAAAAUGCAGGAGCUUUACAGUUAAGAGAAAUAGCCCAGCCAACAGAUAGCAGAGAGGAGCUGUAUUCCUCAGCUCUGUCAGAUAAAGGAUAUUUAGAGUCACCUAAAAUUAUUUGCAUUUGAAUUAAAGAAGAGAAAUUCCUCAUUUGGAGGGCAAAAGAAGCCAGGAAGAAAGAAACCUGGCUCUUGGGUGUUAAGGUUCUGAUGGCCUUCUUCACUGUACUUCUUAGUAUAGUCUUGUUCUUGCUUGCUCAAAUGGAAAGGAGAAUGCACUAUUAUUUUUAAGACUCCAAGGUCUUACAACCAAAAAAAGUAGAUCUAAAGCAGAGAAACAAUUGAGGAUUUCAAAUUUCAAAAGCUUGUCAGUAUCUGUUUUCAAAAAUUCAGAGAAGAAAACCUGGACACAAUACUGCAUAUAAAAAGAAUUACCAUCUACCAAGCAACAACGGUUUGCCAGCACUUCUCUGUAUGACUUAUUUACAUUCUUCAAUAUUUCCUUUAUUUUACAAAUAAAGUAGCAGAGUUUACAGAAGCAACUUGCUCAGCUUACACAUCUAGUAAGUGAUAAAGUCUGUAUUUAAUGGCACAUCUAUCUAAUUUCUAGGCCAUCAUUGUUUCAUUCUACCUUGAUAUAUUCUGGUAUAGAAAAUGCCUUGAGGAACAGAUACCCCUAGCAAGGAUAAAAUAGAAUGACCUAAAAAUCCCUAAAGAUAAUGAUAAUGGGCACACUGCUGAGCACAUUAUGGGAAUCUCUCCAAUUAAUCUUCAGAAUAACACUAUGCAUUGGGUUCUAUUGUUUGCCAAUUUUACAAAGGAGGACAUUUAGAGAUCCUGGUUAACUCUCCCAAGGUCUCCCAGACAUUCAGCGAUGAAGCUGGGAUUAGGAUUCAGAUCUACCUUGCUUUCAAGGCCCAUCCUCUUAAUUUCUAAUGCUGGUGUGGCACAUAUUAAUACUUAUUAAUAGACGCACAUGAGAUUACUUUAGGGGGAAUACAAACAAAUAUAAUUUUUAAAAGUAGUUGUUUCACUACCAAAUUCAGUAUUUCACUUUUAAAUUCUACGUGAACGUCCACAGCCAGCUUAAGUCCCCACCUCCAUGAAGCUUCCCUCUGAAUUCCUGCUGCCUUACUGCUUGUACCACAAAACUGGACUUUUCACAUGAAUACCUGGUGGUAAUAUGCAGUUAUUGUUUCUCUUCAGUUGUGAGCAGACAUGGCAAAUAUAUCUCAAAUCAUGUUCUUCUAACUUUGAAAGAUGAAUAGCAACUGUUGAAGUGCUGUGUUGGAAAGGAAUUUGAGGUCGCCUGUGAGCUGAGCAGGAAAGGACACCAUGAUCAAUAGUGAUGUCUAUCAUGGGGCAGGUGAGGUGAGAAGAGGCCUGUGUGCUGCACAUUUGUCAUUCUUGUGUCUUGGUUUUCCAGCUAGAAGGUAACUCUUUGAGAAAAUGAUCCAUGGCUCCUUCAUACACUGCAUUUCCCUCAGCAUAUUUAUAGAUUCACUGAUUCUGACUCUCGUUUCUUUUGAAGACCAUUUCUGAAAUUCCAUAAGAAUCAGAAGCCAUUCAGUGAGUCUUUUGUGAAUAAUAAUUUAAAAAAUACAAAAAAGAAUGAGAAGCCAUUAUAUUUUCACUGUUGAUUACAGGUGUAGAAUUUGUACUUCUGGUUUAAAGACUGUCUUGGUCCGUUUUCUGUUGCUUAUCACAAAAUGCCAGUAAUUGGGUAAUUUAUAAAGAAAAGGAAAUUUUUUUUCUUAAGUUGUGGAGCCUGAGAAGUCAAAGGUUGAGGGGCCGCAUCUGGUAAGAGCCAUUUUUAUGGUGAUGACUCUCUAUAUAGAGUCCCAAGGUGGCUCAGAGAAUUGCAGAUAAGGAGGCUGAGCCUGCUUGCAUGCUAGCUCAGGUUUCUCUUCCUCUUCUCAUAAAGCCACCAAUACCCCUCCCAUGACAACCCAUUAAUCCAUUAACCCAUUAAUCCAUGAGUGAAUUAAUCUAUUAAUGAGGGCAAAGCCCUCAUGAUCCAAUCGCCUCUUCACAGCUCUGCCUCUCAGUACUGCCACACUGGGGUUGAAGUUUCAGCAUAAGUUUUGAUGGGGACAUUCAAACUAUAACAAAGACAAAAGAGCUGGUUACCAAAGAGCAUUUUGCUUUUCUUUCUCCCUACACUAUAAUCCAGCAAGUACUGAACAGGAGACUUAAAGAUGUGGGAGAGAAGCCAGGAGAUGGAGUGGAUCAGAAAAGCAAUGCCUUUGACCAAAAUGAGCUUCCACAAUAACAUUUGGGAGACAGUUUUUCUCACAUGCUAAUCCAGCCUUAUUCAAUCAAUUUGUUCCUUUGAUUUCACAUCUCUCUGGUUUUCUCUAUGAUUUCAUUACUUGUUGCCAAAGAACGGAUGGCUGAUAGCUAGGAAUGGCUGGUCCGAGGUCCUCUAGGCUUGAGAUUUCACCAGCAUCAUGUUAGGGUGAAAAACAGCAGCUGUCAGGAUCUGUUCACAGUGGGCUAUUGAUCUAGACAAGCGUCUGCAUUGGACCCAGAGAUAUCAAAUUGUAGCUGGGAAAAAAUGAUCUGCAAACAGAAUCCUGUAUAUUCAUCUAGCUUCUUGACAAAACUAUGCAGUAAGGAGUGCCAAUUCAGGCUCUGCUCAUCUCUCCUUUGUCCAUGCUCUGUUUAUUCUCUGUAGUGUUCCGAGAUGUUUAUUAUCUCCAGGGCAGGGCCCCCUUUUCUUGAGAAAAUAUAAUCUGUUUUUUAUUAUUAUUUCCCCCAUUCUAACUCACCCAGCAGCAUCCUGGGUCACAUUCCUUCAGAACCUUUUCUCUUAGCUGGUUGACUACGUGCUGUUUAGAAUAAGUUAUUCUCAGGCAGCUAAUGUAUUUUCCCUUCUAAAUGGCACUUGCAAGCAUAAUGCUUUUUUUUUGAUGGCUUGUUUGUUUUUAACAUCCUGGAAUCAUGUCCAUGGUGUGAAUCUCAGGCAUUGUGACAGGCCAGUGGAGGACAUACAUUUGCUUAUAGAGGUUUUCACUGAAUCAUACAGUGACAGGGUCCAUUCUUCUAUUUGAAUACUUCUGGGCAAUGGAUCUCAACCAGCAUCCCUAACAGAAGUGAGCUGUCAAAUUAUUAAUAAUAAUGUGUGAACUGAUUUUUGCUGUAACUGAGGCUUCAUGUGGGUAAAGUCACAUCUGCUCUAAUUUAUAGUUAAGUGGGUCAUGCAAUGCUGCACAGAGUUGAGUAAGACUUGGCGCAAAUAAAAGAUACAUAGCAUACCAUUAAGUUGGUGCCAAAAGAGACAGUAUGUUUACUGGAACAUAAGGAAAAGUAGGCCUUGUAUACAAAUAUGAAAGUCAAACUUAAGACAGACAAUGCUUUUACUCAAACAUUUGUUGGAAAUCACUAUUAUAGAGUAUUUUGUUCCUUUUUCUAUUUCCAGAGACUAGCUUGAUGCCUGACAUAAGGAAGGCACUCAAGAACUGUUUUGUAACCUAAGCAGUAAGAUUGAGGUUAGCACCUGCUAUUUAACCUCAUAUGCCCCAAUAUAAGGCAAUCUUGAAUUAAAUGAUCUUGCACUUUCUCCGAAAAGAAUAUGAUUUUUUAAAAAAGGUUUUGGUCCAAUUGAACAGACAUACUUCUAAGUCUGUAGAUGAAAUACUAUAGUUGCUGACCUACAAACAGUAUUUAUUUAGUUCAUUACACAUACAUACUUCAAGAAGUGAUAUAUUAAUUUAGAAAUACUGCUUUUUCCCACUUUUAUAUUUUUUGAGACAAUUUUAUUCAAACUCUUCAGAUGCACUUUUGAUAUCUUCUUUCUUAUAGUGCUUUUGACACUGUUCUCCCUUCUCCUGUUCCCAUUUCUUCUGAAGAUUCACAUUGUUCAAAGGAAAUUUAGGCUGUUGCCCAAAGACAUUUCAUAGUUGACAGUAUAACACUAAAUUAUGCAGAACCCCAUUGGCACCAAUAGGCCUGAUGCUGGUUUUGGCAUCCAUUAAUUCUUUAUUUCAAGAGCCCUUCUGGUGGCUUAGAAAGCACUGCUGUUAGUGCUGGAGCCAUUGAACGAGUGCAUUUUUUCUCAGUCUUCCCUGUCAGUAAUAGAAUAUGGCAAUAAGCUGUCUUCUCUAAUUUACUUUUGGGCUUUAGUCUGCCUAGAGGGUUAGGAGGAGGAACUGGGAGCUGAUGUAGGAGGAUCAGAACAGGAAAGAAAGACACAUUAGUGUGGUCCUGCCCCAGUCUGGAUUGUGCAAAUUUGGAGCAUUGAGCUACAAAGGGCUGUGGAGAUGAUGGAGUUCAACACCUUCAUAGUUUAGAAAAGUAACACGCGAAAAGAUUAGGGAAGGCACGUUUCCCAGGAUGUCUUUUCUGUUGACUCCAAAGGCCAUAUCCUUAACCAGUGUACUGUCCUCUAGAGAAAUCUGUGAUUCUCGACCUUGCUCAUCCUUCGCUAUGAAUCCUUAGGCAAGAUACUUAGCUUCCAUGAACUUGAGUUUCCCAUUAUCUUCAAAAUGGUGUAGUCACCCUCAUGGUGAUUUUGUAAGCAGAAGCGAAAAUGAUAUACAUAAAGUGCUCAAAUCCCUUUGACACUGUAGUGCAACAUAUGGUAGCUACUGUUAUUAUUAUUAAUACUAGAGUUGUGAUGAUUAUUAUUUUGCAUUGUAGGUCUUUUUCUAGGCACGAAGUGCUCUCCUGCUACCCUUUUCUAUCCCUCCCACAUAGACUCACUAUAUUUCAAUACAAAAUAUACAAUUUAAAGAAUUGUAAGUUAAAUUGUAACUUCAGUUACAGUGUUAAAUGAAGUCGUAUUAAGUUAUUCAUAACAAUAAAAAUGUCUUUUUCCUUUUCUUUGAGUUACUCUGUCUGGAAACAUUGACAGUGCAUUUACAUGAGGCUGGGAGACCAGAGGCCACAUUCUGAGGUCCAUAUCUCCCAGCACAAAGGUUAAGGGUAAGCACAAGUGAGGGAGGCAAUUCAAAGAAGCAAACAGGGAAGGCCUGGCAGUGAGUCCCUUUUCCACCACGCCUUCCCCACAUCCCAUUCUAAGCUAGGAGAUUCCUUUACUUCUUGACUCUUACCAGCCUACAGUUUUGAAUAUUCCAACUUUCCAGCUGCUAGGUCCAUGCCUGCUUUUGGUAAUCAACUUAGCUAACACUUGUUGAGCACCUACUAUGUGUGCUUAAAUUGUGAUAGUUUUUGUGGAGUCUGCCUUAAAAUGGAAUUGUAGUCUGAUAUGGUGAAACAAAUGUACACAUAGGGUAUAAAAGGGGAAAAUGAGGACAAGGAGGUUUCUAAUUGUGAACUGAAGUGAAAAGGAACCAACUGCCAAGUUCCAGAUGGAAUCAAUGAGAUAAUGGUGCUGGCCUUGAUUGUGCCCUGGUACCUGGGUUAUUGGUGAGCAGUCUCUGUGAUCUAGAGAAUAACAGUAUGUUAUUGCCCACUGGAGAGUGAGAUGAGACUCGCUUACCUUGAAGUCUGUGCCAUAGCCCUACCACUUCGCAUGUGCUCUGACCCUCUCCUAACUCCAGCCUCAUCUUAGGUCAGACUCUCCUUCACUCCCUCUGCUGCAGGUUCAUUUUCCCAGCAUACUGAGCUCUUUCUGCCUUAAGUUCUCAUGCAUCUGCCUCAAACUUCCCAUCUUCCCAAUUUCAGCUUAAAUGCCUUAUCUUCAUGGAGAUUUUUCUGGAACACAGUACCCAAAGUAUCCCCUUUCCAGUUACUCUGUGUCUCACUACUCUGUUUUACUUUUAUCUUAGCCCUUACUCUGUAACUCUCUAGCUUAUUUAUUGAUUUAUAUGUUUUGUUAAUCAGUUUGCAUUGUGAUAAAGAAAUGCCUGAGAUGGUAAUUUAUAAGGAAAAGAGAUUUAUUUUGGCUCAUGGUUCUGCAGACUGUACAGGAAUCACGGCAGCAGUAUCUGCUCUGCUCCUGGUGAGGUUUUAGGAAGCUUUCAGUCAUGAUGGAAGGCGAAGGAAAAGCUAACAUAUCCCAUGAUGAGAGAGGGAGCUAGAAAGAAAGUGAGAGAGAGGUCCCAGACUCUUUUAAACAGCCAGAUCUCACGUGAACUAACUGAGCAAGUACUCAUUCAUCACCAAGGGGAUGGCACUAAGUCAUUCAUGAGAGAUCUUCCCCAUCAUCCAAUAUUUUUCACUAGGCUCCACCUUCAGAAUUGGGAAUCACAUUUCAGCACGAGAUUUGGAGGGACACACAUCCAGACCGUAUCACAUGUUACAUUUCCAUGGAAAUACAUGCUUCAUUAAGUGUAGAAAUGAGUAUGCAUUUUAGGAGGGGUCUAGGGCUGGGUCUCUGUGGGAAUGGACCUUGGUGGGUGCAAGGCUACCCUUUGACCACAUUUUCUAUCUGCCUUACAGUAUUGUUUUCGCCCUUCUUCCUUUAACAUUUUUUUUCCUUCAUAGUCCUAACAAUUGUCACAUUAACAUCUUAUAAUAAUUAUAAGGAGAUGUUUUUCGAGCAUGUCCAUUGGCUUAUCUUUUUUUGCAGAGACAUGUUUUGUUCACUGUUGUAGCCUCAGUGCCUAACACAUUGCCAGGCACAUAAGAGGUACUCAGUAUGUUAACUGAAUUGUCUGUAGCACAUUGUGGCUGUGUGCUUUUGGUAAGGUAUAUGACAUCUAUGAGCAUGUUAUAUGACUUGUAGAAUAUGGGAUGAGAUGGGGGAAUAAUGGUACACCAAUUUUGAGAGAUUUUGAGAGGAUGCAGAAAGAUAGUGACUGUGAAAUGCUUAAUACAUCAUAGAUAUUAGCAUAGAGAAUGCAUGAGCAAAAAGAGUCUUUUGGGUCUCUGUCUCCCUUUUGGAGAAGUAAACUUGGAUGCCUGUCUCUGAGGCAGAGUCAGCAUUUGAAGAGUCUAGAGUUUGUGCCUGAUGCAUUCAUAGCACUUAAGGGCUCAUUUCACUUUCUUUCUUUCUUUUUUUUUUGCUGAGAUGGAGUCUCGCUCUGUCACCCAGGCUAGAGUGCAGUAAUGCAAUCUCUA